This is a messenger RNA of Priapulus caudatus, 523 nucleotides long. RefSeq names its product neurofilament medium polypeptide-like. The transcript has 3 exons. NCBI's taxonomy places the organism in Eukaryota, Metazoa, Priapulida, Priapulimorpha, Priapulimorphida, Priapulidae. The record is from RefSeq and is a predicted model, not a curated record. Bases 59 to 523 code for a protein of 154 amino acids.
GCCAGCUGCUGUCCUUCCUUCUCCACUAUCAACGGCUAUCACCUCCAUCGACAACACCAUGAGCAAACGCCAGAACCAGCCCGGCGGCGGCAGCGGCGGCGGCGGCGAUGAUGACGAUACGACGAAGGCGUCGACAGAGUUGAGCGUGCACACGACGACGGCCGAGCGCGGGUACGAGAAGGAGCAGCUUCAGGAUCUCAACGAGCGAUUCGCGCGCUACCUGGAGGAGGUAUACUUCCUCACCUUCUUCAACAAGAAGCUGACGUCCGAUGUCGGUUUCUACAAGACGAAGGUCGAGCGGCUGGAGGCGGUGCUGCGGGCCGUGUACGAGGAGGAGCUGCGGCAGGCGAAGGAGGUAGUGGAGGAGUGCAGAGAGGAGGCAGGGAGACUCGGUGCGAAGUCGGAGAGAUUGGAGAACGAUGCCGCCGACCUGCGAGAACGCCACGCGAUCCUCGUGGAAGGUCCACGCCCGCCGUACGAUGACGCUUCAUCCGUCCUGGGCUAUCGCUCGAGAAACGCCUAG